AUUCAUAAAGGUUGUGUUCAUCUGCAAAGAUUAUCUUGUUGGACAAAACGUGUAAACGUCUGCGAGCUGUCUGUCUGGGAAUUGGUAGUACUGUUUAGUAAAAAUUAUAGGUUUGAUAUCAUAUCCACCUGCACAAAGUCUGGCUCAGUAGCCUACUGAAGCGAAGUGAAAGUAAAACUUUCGAGCGCUUGUUUUUGAUGGGGCGGGACUCUCACUUUCAGUCUAUCAACAGUAUUUAGACAGACUAACGACAAGAACUAACAGAAGAAACGAUGGAAGAGAUGUCCUCUAGAUUGGAUUUAUUUACAAUAAAGGAAGCUCAAAAUCCAGUUAAGCAGGUAUGGCUGAUGAACAUGAUGUGGGAGAUUGUUCCUCUGUUGAAGUCCAGUGUUUACGUCAGUCUUUAAUAUCAAACUCUCUAAACCCCAGCCAUGCACUCAGGAACAGCGAGGAGUCUAUAAAUCGUCUCAUGAAAUUUAAAAAGUCCAGCUUACUUCAGUCUGUGAGAUCAAACUCUCUAAACCCCAGCCAUGCACUCAGAAACAGCGAAGAGUCUAUAAAUCGUCUCAUGAAAUUUAAAAAGUCCAGCUUACGUCAGUCUUUAAGCUCAGACUCUCUAAACCCCAGCCAUGCGCUCAGGAACAGCGAGGAGUCUAUAAAUCGUCUCAUGAAAUUUAAUGAUUCCAGCUCAGAGCAGCAGGAGAGUUCAGCUUCUCCAAGUCUCAGCCAUGAUGAGUCCAUGAAGGGCAAUCAGUCAAUGAAUCAUCAAUUGGAUUCAAAAGGAUCCAGCAUUGCCUUGUCUAUUAAAGAAGAACUAAGAAACAAAUUUCAGUGUUUGCAUGAAGGAAAAUCAGAAAAGAGUGAUCUAGUCCCUCUCAAUGAGAUCUACACUGAGCUCUACAUAACAGAAGGUUGGAGUACCGAGAUCAAUCAUGAGCAUGAGGUGAGACAGAUUGAAGCAGCAUUGAGGAGAGCAUCAACAAAAGACAGACAAAUCAAAUGCAAUGACAUCUUAAAGCCCUUACCUGGACAAGACAAACCAAUCAGAACUGUGCUGACAAAAGGAGUCGCUGGCAUUGGAAAAACAGUUUCUGUGCAGAAGUUCAUUCUGGACUGGGCUGAAGGAAAAGCAAAUCAAGAUAUUAAUCUCAUAUUUCCACUGCCUUUCAGAGAGCUUAAUCUGAUGAAGGACCAAAAAGGCAGUCUUAUAGAUCUUCUAAAAAUUUUCAUGCAUUUAGAACAGUUGGAAAUAUCUGAACAUGAAAGUAAAAUCCUUCUAAUCUUGGAUGGUUUGGAUGAAUGCCGUUUGUCUCUGGAUUUUGAUAACAGCGCAAGGUUGUGUGAUGUAAAUGAAUCAGCGUCAGUGGAUGUGCUGGUCACAAAUCUGAUCCAGGGAAAUCUGCUUCCCUCCGCUCUCAUCUGGAUCACCUCCAGACCUUCAGCAUCUGAUCUCAUCCCAUCUGAGUGUUUUGAUCGAGUCACAGAGGUACGAGGCUUCAGUGAUCCACAGAAGGAGGAAUACUUCAGGAAGAGAAUCAGUGAUGAGGGACUGGCCGACAAAAUCAUCUCACAUCUGAAGUCCUCCAGGAGUCUCUACAUCAUGUGUCACAUCCCAGUGUUCUGCUGGAUUUCAGUCACUGUUCUAGAGAAAAUGUUGAAAGAAGCAGAGAUCCCAAAAACUCUCACUCAAAUGUACACACACUUCCUCAUCAUUCAGAUAAACAUAAAAAAUAAGAAAGACUAUGAGAGGAAGGUUAGCGAUGAGGUGAUGAUUCUCAAACUUGGGAAACUGGCUUUUCAGCAGCUUCAGAAAGGCAAUCUGAUCUUCUACGUGGAAGAUCUUAGACAGUGUGACAUUGAUGUGCAAGAAGCAGCGGUGUACUCUGGAUUAUGCACUCAGAUCUUUAGAGAAGAAUUAGGAUUGUUUCAAGGGAAGGCGUACUGCUUUGUCCAUCUGAGUGUUCAAGAACAUCUUGCGGCUCUGUAUGUUUACCUCUCUUUUAUGAAUAAACAUAUAAAUGUAUUUGACCAGCCUAAGGUUUUACCCAACGUUUUGGCUUGCACACAUUGUUCAAGCAAUUCAAUAUUUGCUCUACAUCAGACAGUAUUGAGAAAAGCUCUACACAAUGUCAGUGGACAUUUGGACCUUUUUCUUCGCUUCUUUGUGGGCUUCUCACUGGAGUCCAAUCAGAUUCUCUUGCAAAACCUUUUCACGGAGCCAGAAAGACUCUCCUAGAGCAAAAAGAGAAUAGCCAAGAUGAUCAAGAUUAAGAUUGACGAACACCCUUCUACUGAGAAAUUGAUCAAUCUCUUCCACUGCCUGAAUGAAUUGAAUGAUCAUUAUCUAGUGGAGGAUAUCCAAAAGUAUUUUAAAUCAGGCUUAAAAAUAAAUAAAACACUCUCACCCUCACAGUGGUCGGCAGUGGUUUUCAUAUUGCUGACCUCAGGGCAAAAUCUAGAAUUGUUUGAUUUCAACGAAUAUGUUGAGAAAAACAUAUCUGUAAAGAAAGUUCUUCAAAGACUGCAGCCUGUGAUUGAAACAUCGAGAACAGCAAGGCUUUUUAAACAAAGCUUAACACAGAAAGACUGUGCCACUUUGGUUUCUAUCCUCACCUCAAAGACUUCAUGCGUGAGAGAGUUGAUCUUAACAAACAGCAAUGUGAAGGAUGAAGGAGUGAAGCAUCUCUGUGAGGGACUGGAGAAUAAUAAGUGUCAGCUGGAGACACUAAUACUGGAGUGUUGCGGUGUUUCUGAUAAAGGUUGUGCUGCAGUGGCUUCCGCUCUGAGAUCAAACCCCUCACACCUGAGAGAACUGAAUCUGUCUGGAAAUACAUUGAAACGCUUUGGAGUAAAGCUGCUCUCAACUGAAUUGGGGAAUCCUCUUUGUAAACUUGAAAAAUUAGUGCUGAAAAAUUGUAGUAUCAAUCAUGAAGGCUGUGCUGCUCUUGCUUCAGCUCUGAGAUCAAACCCCUCACACCUGAGAGAACUGAAUCUGUCACAGAAUCAAUUUGGAGAUUUAGGAAUGAAGCAGCUUUCUGAUGCACUAAAGCCUGACCGUUGUAAACUGGAGACAUUACUGCUGAUGAAUUGUAGUAUCACACAUGAAGGUUGUGCAGCUCUGGCUUCAGCUUUGAGAUCAAACCCCUCACACCUGAGAAAACUGAAUCUGUCACGGAAUAAAUUAGGAGAUUCAGGAAUUAAUCAGCUAUCUGAUGCCCUGAAUUCUCCUAACUGUAACCUGGAAAUAUUACUGUUGUUGAAUUGUAACAUCACUCAUGAAGCUUGUGCUGCUCUUGCUUCGACUCUGAGAUCAAACCUCUCACAUCUAACAGAACUGGAUUUGUCUUCAAAUCAACUUACAAACACAGGAUUAAAUAAGCUCUUUGAUGAUCUGGAGAAUGCUGUUUGUAAUCUUGAGAUACUACGGUUAGAGAAUUGUGGCUUCACAGAUGAGGGCUGUGCUGCUUUGGCUUCAGCUUUGAAAUCAAACCCCCUAAACCUAAGAGAGCUAAGUUUAUGUUGGAAUAACAUUGGUGACUCAGGAGUGCAGCCACUUUUUGGUGCAUUGUUAAAUCCUAACUGUAAAUUGGAAGUUCUGCGGCUGAGAGAUUGUAAAAUUACAGAUGAAGGUUAUGUUACUCUUGCUUCAACUGUGAGAUCAAACCCCUCACCCCUAAAAGAGUUGGAUCUGUCUCAGAAUAAACUGAGAAACCCAGGAUUAAAACUGCUCUCUUCUGUACUGGAAAAUCCUAACUGUGAACUGGAGAUACUCCGUCUAGAGUAUUGUGGCAUCACAGAUGAAGGUUGUGCUGUUCUGGAAACAGCUCUAAGAUCAGACUCCUCACACCUGAGAGAGCUGAAUCUGUACAUGAACAAUAUUGGAUGUAUAGGAGCGCAGCUGUUGUCUAAUAUAAAAGAAGAUCCAAAUAAUAAGCUGGAAGAAAUAAAGUAUUAGCCACAAAGUCAUAGAUGCUAA
This is a messenger RNA of Paramisgurnus dabryanus, 3976 nucleotides long. RefSeq names its product NACHT, LRR and PYD domains-containing protein 3. The record is from RefSeq and is a predicted model, not a curated record. Lineage: Eukaryota; Metazoa; Chordata; Actinopteri; Cypriniformes; Cobitidae. Gene Ontology annotation, molecular function: protein binding.